UUGGACGCAAAAGAAACUGCUCUGCAGAAGUUCAAUAGCAGUAGUUCAAAGCUGAAUGACUUCCUUCUAGCACAAACUGAUAGCCUGAAAGCCAAAUUGGCUGAAGCUGAGGACAAAUUAGUCCUUGCUAAUUCAGAAGCCUUCACUUUAAGUGAGAAGGUCUGUUUGCUCGAAAAGCAGCUGAAAGAAUCUGAGUGUCAGGAGGAUCAUAGCAUUUUGAAUUCUGAAAUCACACGACUGGUUAGUGAAAAUGAGGAUUUGAUGGUAAAACUGUCGAAAGCAGAAAGUAAAGCCGAAAGUGAAGAAAGAAAGUGCCAGUUACUGACAGAAACGAGCAUGGAACUCAAUGAAGAAAUUGAGAUUCUUAAACACAAGUCUGAGAAGGUAGGUGGUUUACAAAAGCAGUUGAAAGAUUAUGAUAUCAGAAUCCAACAUGCUGAGGCAUCUACUGAAGCUAGUCAAGAGAAGCAAACCAUGUUGUACUCUACAAUAGGAGACAUGGAGAAUCUCAUUGAGGAUCUCAAGUUGAAAGUUUGCAAAGCUGAAGAACAUGCAGACAGUGCAGAGGAUAAAUGCAUCGUACUGUCAGAAUCUAAUGCAGAGUUAAAUGAGGAACUCGGGUUUUUGAGGGGUAGACUUGAUCGUCUGGAAGCUUACUUGAAUCGUUGUGAGGAGACAAAAUUAGUUGCUGCAAAGGGCAUUAGCUUUCAGAGUAAAGUGAUGACCGAUUUAGUGAUGCAAUUAGCUAUUGAAAGAGAACGUCUAAGGAAGCAGGUUAUUAUUUACAAUUCCUGGAUGCUAAUCUCUUUUGGGUUUUUACUGACUGGUUAA
Molecule: messenger RNA, 831 nt
Organism: Linum tenue
Lineage: Eukaryota; Viridiplantae; Streptophyta; Magnoliopsida; Malpighiales; Linaceae
Source: the annotation of a GenBank genome assembly